AUGUCGGCCGUCUCCACGACGAUUGCAGCCACCACGAUUCCUCCGCGAACGGGCACAAGAGGGGCUGUCACAUCGUUUGUUCCUCUCACGACAACAUUUACGGCCGACUCAAUCUGCAGUAAGGUGUUCGUGAAAUUUGGUCCAAAUGGUCACGGUUUGAUGGGUUAUGACCCGGCGUAUGGAAGCAUCGAUCCACUCUAUAGCUGCAACCCAUCCGUCGUAUCAGAAUGGUUCACGCAGGUCACGAGUGGUACUAUCGCACCAGGCAAAACGGGUAUCAGCAUGGGUCCCUUCAUAUGUCCGUCGGGCUGGAGUACACUCGCAAACAAAAUUGUAGACUCGUCCAGUACACGGGCCGAGUGUUGCCCCCCCUCGUUCUCUUUAAUCUCCGGAAACUGUGUGAUGGGUGUCUACUCUGGCGAAACUCUCACGUAUGCUUCUCCAACAUCAGGCUCAAACUUCGGCACCUUCACGACCACGUUGACAGUCGGCUCGACCGUCGGUGCGAUUGCUAUCACAGGAUGGAAUGUCAACUAUGUUCGGAGUGUGGCGCCUUCCACUUCCACGAACAAUAAUAUGUCCAGCGCUACAGCCACAUCUUCAGUUGGGGAUUCUUCUAGGUCUACACUUUCUGGAGGAGGCAUAGCGGGCAUUGUCAUUGGUGUGGUUGCUGGUAUGGCGCUCCUCAUAGGGGCACUGUUCAUAUUCAUGAGGAAGAGAGGGAAGGCACAUCGACCAAGGGCUUUUGAAGCCGCUCCAGCCAAGGCCAGGCAGGCUCAACGCGCAGAGCUUCAUGAUCAACAAAUUGUGCAUGAACUGGAUCAGGAUAGGAUCGUGCCAGAGUUGCCCACGGAUAGAGAGGGGCCAUUCGAACUUGAAGGGGAAGAGAAGGAGAAAUAA
This is a messenger RNA of Penicillium soppii, 900 nucleotides long. RefSeq lists its product as uncharacterized. Bases 1 to 900 code for a protein of 299 amino acids. The record is from RefSeq and is a predicted model, not a curated record. The transcript is spliced from 2 exons. Lineage: Eukaryota; Fungi; Ascomycota; Eurotiomycetes; Eurotiales; Aspergillaceae.